AUGUCGGAUGGUGAAACAGAUCCUCCUCAACCUCAAGGCCUCGAAGCUAAACUCGCCCAAUUAACUGACUUGGUCCUGCAGCUUGCCGCUUCCCAAUCUUCACCGACGGUCCAAUCCGCCUCCCGGUUCUCUUUUGAUGCUUUCUCCACAACAUCUCAAGAACAGAUAGAGGAUUACUUCGACAGUGAAGCCAUCACCUUCCGGAAGAUUCAUCAGCACGCUGAUGAGUCUAUAUCAGAUUUUGUGUCUCGCCUCAAGACCGGUGCGCGAUAUUGUGAGUUUGGCGACUUCCUAGAUUACUCGCUUAGUAUACAGUUCAUCCACGGCCUGUUUAGCGAUGACAUCCGCGAUGAAAUUGUAACGAAGCAACCUGCCAACUUCGAUGCUGCUGUCGCUGUGGCGACUAACCUCGAAUCUUCCUUUCAAGCCUCUGCCAUCCUCAAGCCCACUUCUGCCCAACACUCAACCACUAUCAGCAAGUUUUCACAUGAAACUAGACCCAAACUCAAGAAAAACUCAGGAAACUAUCGGAGCCGCAGUCAUCCUCACAGUAAGAACUCACACCGCAGCCCUUCUCACAGUAAGAAUUCUCAUCGCAAUCCUUCUCACAGUAAGAACACAAACUCUUGUUUAUCUUGUGGAGGUUCUCAUAACCGCAGUACAUGUAAAUUUAAUAAUGCUGUCUGUAAUUACUGUAAAAUCCGAGGUCACAUUGUCAAUGCAUGUAAGAAGAAAAAGUACUCUAAUGGUAAAGAAGCUCAUGAUAAUACCAGAAACAAUUCCGAUAAUUCUAAAGUUCAUAAUUUUCGUCCCGAUUCUGAUACUUAUUAUCUGCAACAUCAAUUUAAAUCGAUCUCUGGCGGCAGUCCACCAAUUUUGCUCGAUGUCCUCAUCAAUGGUAAAUCACUCCGUAUGGAGCUCGACACAGGUGGUCCCUGUAGCCUUAUCAGUCAUAGCACGCUCCAAAAAUUAUUUCCUCGUGCCAGAAUGACUAAAAUUAAUGAAAGUUUCACCUCUUACACUCAAACUAAGUUCAACUGUAUAGGUUACAUUUGGGCUAAAGUGACUUUCAGGAAUCGUACUGAGUACCUCAAAUUAUUCAUCACUGAUAUCCCUGGCGAUAACAUUUUUGGUCGUCAAUGGAUUAAACCUUUUGCAGAUCUCCUCUCUCUUCAUGAACUCCUCCACAAUCAAACUGAUAUUAACAAUGUAUGUGCACACAAUUCUCUAAAUAAAAUGGACUCUAUUAACCUUAACAAGUUUCUCGACAAACACAAAGAUAUUUUUGGGGAUAAAGCAGGUACCCUCACUGGACCUCCUCUUGAUUUUCACUUCAAGCCAGGUGCAAAACCUAAAUUCUGUAGAGCUCGACCGCUUCCCUAUUCCAUGCUAGAUCAGUACGCUGCCCAAAUUGAUGAAAAAAUCAAAUCAGGAUUCUAUAAAAUGGUUGAUCAUUCUGAGUGGGCUAGUCCCACACAUGUUGUUGUCAAAAACAACAAGCUGAGAAUUACGGGCGAUUAUAAAACCACUCUCAAUCCUAACCUAAUAAUUGACGACUAUCCUAUUCCCAGGCCGGAGGAACUCUUUGCAAAAAUUCGUGGCUGUAAAUACUUUUGCAAGCUGGAUGUUAAGGACGCAUUCAUGCAUCUUCGGUGCUCUCAGGCUGCAUGCGAAGCGAUGACUUUGAACACUCCAACGCAUGGGUUAAUCCAGCCUACAAGAGCGCAGUACGGUGUCUCUAAUAUCCCUGCUGCCUGGCAACGUCGUCUGGAGCAAAUUUUAAAAGGUAUCAAAGGAGCCGUCAAUUUUUUUGAUGAUAUAUUAGUAUUUGGUUCCUCAAUUGAAGAAAUCUUUGCAAUUCUUGACAAACUUUUUCAGAAGCUGAGAGAGGCGGGUAUUAUACUCUCUCGCGAAAAAUGUCAAUUCUUCCUCACAUUUAUUGAAUUUCUUGGUCACAUGUUGGAUGGAGAAGGAAUUCAUAAGCUAGAUAAACAUGUUCAAGCUAUAGUUCAAGCAAAGAAACCUGAGUCUGCUGAAGAACUUCGAACAUUUUUAGGCAAGGUUACGUACUAUCAUUCUUUUAUUGAUAACCUCUCGACACGCACUUAUCCUCUAAGGCAAAUGCUUCAAACCUCUCAUUUUGAAUGGACCAAAGCUGGUUUGGCUGCCUAUGAAGAUCUCAAAAGUGAGCUCAUUUCUGACAAGGUAUUAACACCUUAUGAUCCCAGUUUACCGAUAACGCUUGCAGUUGAUGCAAGUCUAGUGGGACUCGGUGCUGUGUUGUCACACAUCAUGCCAAAUGGCACUGAAAGGCCAAUUGCCUAUGCAAGCAAAAGUCUUAGUGAAACGCAACAACGUUAUGUUCAGCUUGAUAGAGAAGCCUUAGCUAUCGUCUGGGGUAUCAAACGUUUUUUUCAGUAUAUUUAUGGUCGUUUGUUCACCCUUAUCACAGAUAAUGAACCAUUAUCACACAUCUUUGCUCCUGAUUCAUUAUUGCCAAAAUUUACUUUGUCUCGAUGCUCAAAUUAUGCCAGUUAUCUCACUAACUUUACUUAUAAUGUCAAAUUUAGACCCUCAAAACAGAAUGCCAACGCUGAUUACCUCUCUAGAAGUGUCAAUGGUAACUAUGAUCCUACUGAUGAUCUUCCAGACCACUUCCACUCUUUUGUAUCGGCGCAAAUUGAUCAAUUGCCCCUCAGCUCAGAAGCUAUCGCUUUGGAAACUCAACAAGACCCAGAGUUGUCUACACUCUUCCAAGCUCUUGAACAAGGUAAAGACCUCAAAACUUUUGGGUUCAAAGGGAAUCAGCUGGAAUACUCUAUUGUUCAAGGAUGCUUAAUGCUCGGACAUAGGGUCGUCAUCCCUCAAAAAUUUCGUCAGAAAUUAUUGGAUGAACUGCAUCUCGCCCACUUGGGAAUCACCAAAAUGAAAGGCAUUGCUCGCUCCAUCAUCUACUGGCCUAACAUCGACAAAGACAUCGAAAAAUUUGGAAUUCCAGACAUACUUGUAACGGAUAAUGGUCCUCAAUUCACUUCUGCUGAGUUCCGAUCCUUCCUCACCGAUCAAGGGGUUAGAUUCCACAGAAGAAUCGCUCCGUACCACCCAAGUACAAACGGACAAGCAGAACGAUAUGUGCAAUCAGUGAAACAAGCUCUCAGAGCUAUGAAUGCUACUCCAAAGACACUUCGGCUCUGCUUAAACAAAUUUUUAAUGCACUAUCAUCGUGCUCCUCAUCAAACCACUAAAGUUCCUCCAUCAUCUCUUUUCUUAAACAGAAUCAUAAGAACAAAACUUGACAUCAUCUCACCACUCUCUGAAUCUCACUUAAGUCCUACAGAGGAAAAUCUCGAAGAAUGCUCCUCCUCAAUAGACCUCAAGAAUUCGUCUGUUUCCAGUCAAGCCUCUCCAAAAGGUUCUCUUCGUUCUUUCCAAGCUGGAGAUACGGUUCUUUUUCGAACAUAUAAUUCAAAAAUCAAGUGGUUAAAGGGUACAAUCGCAGUUAAACUAGGUAAACUUCAUUAUUAUGUUGAUCAUCAAGGCACUCAACAUAAACGUCACAUCGACCAACUUCUACCUUUUCACUCCAACUCUACCUCCUCAGUACAACCUCGUCGAAUAAGAUUUCUUGAUGAAAUUCAAGUUGUAACACAAGAAUCUCCUACCAAACAGCGUUCAAACUUCAGUGGUAGCUCUCCUCGCAAACAGCCUCCUCUACAAAUCAUCCGAACUCCAGUACCAACAAAACAAUCUUCUCUACCAACAAACUCACAAACGUCUCAGAACUCUUCUCAACAACAAGGCACUCAAGCAUGUAAGUCCUCACAAUCUCAACAUACUCCAGAAUCUCAAACAAGCCGAAGCUCUCCGCAAGUUCAAAGUCAACCAAGUAAUGAUCGGUCUCCGCCCAAGCAACAAUCUCCAAUCUCUCUACAACAAUCUAACAAAGCUCUAGUCACUCCAACCAGUCAAGCAAGACCUCUUAAUGUCAAAUCUCCCGAAACAUUUUUUACUCCAGAUGAGACAGCAGUUGUUAUUACUUUAGAUGAAUCACCGCCCAAAAGUACAAAUCGUACCCCACUAUCUAGUGUAUCUCGACCCCCCUCAGUAGGUAGAGGGAGGGCAAUAAUUAGGAAAUCUAUCAGACCUUCCAAACCUCCAGAUCGGUAUACUCCUCCUUAA
Messenger RNA from Bemisia tabaci, 4179 nucleotides. The record is from RefSeq and is a predicted model, not a curated record. NCBI's taxonomy places the organism in Eukaryota, Metazoa, Arthropoda, Insecta, Hemiptera, Aleyrodidae.